AUUGUUGUCCAUUCGGCCAUUCCGCAUCCCUCUCUCCCUCCGCCGCCGCCUCCCAGCGCCGCCCCUCACCGCCGUCUCCACCGUCGUUUCCCACCGAGUCCCUUGAAGCCCCAGCCAUGGCGGCCGCAUCGGCCACCCGCCGCGGCCUCACCGCUCUCCUCCUCUCCUCCUCUCGCGCGCUGCCCCGCCGCCUUGGCCCCCUCGCCGCCGCAGCUGCCUCAGCCCACCUCACCCCGUGGGCGAUGCUUGCGUCGCGCGGGGCCAAGACCGCGUCGUCUGGGGGGUCCGGGUACUCGCCGCUCAACGAUCCGUCGCCGAACUGGAGCAACCGCCCGCCCAAGGAGACGAUCCUCCUCGACGGCUGCGACUACGAGCACUGGCUCAUCGUCAUGGAGUUCCCCACCGACCCCAAGCCGUCCGAGGAGGAGAUGGUCGCGGCCUACGUCAAGACCCUCACCGCCGUCGUCGGGAGUGAGGAGGAAGCAAAGAAGAAAAUCUACUCGGUGUGCACCACAACAUACACAGGAUUUGGUGCAUUGAUUUCAGAGGAGUUAUCAUACAAAGUUAAAGGAUUGCCCGGAGUUCUUUGGGUGUUACCUGAUUCAUACCUGGAUGUUCCUAACAAGGAUUACGGAGGUGAUCUGUUCGUAGAUGGCAAGGUCAUCCACAGACCUCAGUUCCGAUUUACUGAGAGGCAGCAGGUAAGGAGUAGACCUCGUCCUCGCCACGACAGGCGACGGGAUACUGUCCAAGUUGACCGAAGAGAAACGAUGCAAAGAGGCCCUCCGACACAGCAGCAGAGGCCACCAUUUCCUCAGGAGGCCGCUCAGCAUCCGCAGCAACACUAUGAAACCAUGCCACCAGGAGUAGGAAAGUAACUAAAGUUAGAGUUAGGCUUGAAGCUGUCUUUGUUCAUACAGUGAACCUCUGCCAGAACUUUUCGAGUGAAAUCUCAUAACUACACCAACCACUAUUCUUGUAGCUUAUAUGACUGGAACAGGUACCUUAAUGCCAGUAAACCCUUGUAGUCC
Messenger RNA from Setaria italica (foxtail millet), 1031 nucleotides. RefSeq names its product multiple organellar RNA editing factor 3, mitochondrial. Bases 117 to 878 code for a protein of 253 amino acids. Gene Ontology annotation, biological process: mitochondrial mRNA modification; cytidine to uridine editing. NCBI's taxonomy places the organism in Eukaryota, Viridiplantae, Streptophyta, Magnoliopsida, Poales, Poaceae. Gene Ontology annotation, cellular component: mitochondrion. The transcript is spliced from 4 exons. The record is from RefSeq and is a predicted model, not a curated record.